AUGUUGAUACCAGCUGUACUCCUAUGGAUUCUUAAUGUCAGCAACCUGUGCUCAGGACAAGACUACAUGGACUACUACGCAGCUGGAGACACGGGAACCCAGGCUCCAGUGUUGUCAGAUGACCAGGUCAGUUUACAGAGCGUUGUGAGCGUGGAUCAGCUGCUGCGGCUUCUCUACCCUGAAUACAAUUUGAUUCAGCAGUGCCUGAGGAAGAAGUCAUGGCACACCUCUUCCUUCUCGUUUCCCACCUCCUCAGCGAGCCCAGCGGUCCAUUCAAACCCCGACGAUCGCUGGGUGCAGCUGAGGGAGGAGCCUCUUUACAAAGUGGACGGCACUCUUGCAGUCAUCAUAGAGGAGAUCCAGCGCACCUCAUGUCAACCGAGGGAGGUGUGCAUUGAGGUGACCAAAGAGUACCCACAAUCCACUACUCCGUUCUAUCGGCCGCGCUGUGUGGCGCUGCAUCGCUGCGGUGGAUGCUGCACUAAUGAAGCCUUUUACUGCACCAACACGAGUCAUGCGUUCGUCAACAAGACGCUGAUGGAGAUAUCACCACACAGGAUAGACCCCUCGGUUGUCAUGGUAACCUUCAUCAAUCACACGGCCUGCGAGUGCCGCCACAAGCGUCCGCUGCGCUCCAUCAUCAGACGAGCCGCAACAGAUCACCUGUGUCCCCCUCCCAUGGUCCCCUGUGCUUCAACAUACUUGUGGGACCCAGUGAACUGUAUGUGCCUACCAACAGAAGCCAUUAACUAUUCUGCAAAAGACACAGAGGCUUUGGACUCAGGACUGCUGGCUCUGUGUGGCCCCAACAGGGUUCUGAAAGAGCCUAGCUGCGAGUGCGUCUGUCGAAACGGACUCACUGAAGCCAGCUGCGGUCUGGGCUGGAAACUGGACCACAACACUUGUGAAUGUCAAUGUGAAGGUCGUGGCGAGGGCAAGUGGUGCCCUGUCGGCCAGCGCUGGGACGAGGAUCUGUGCGGUUGCGUGUGCGCCGCCCAGUGUCCCGGGAAUCAACCCCUGAACCCGGACACCUGCCUCUGCCAGUGCAGAGAGAGUUCACAGUCGUGUCUGCGGCAAGGCAAGAGGUUCAACCCCAACACCUGCAGUUGCUACAAGUUACCAUGCAGGAGCCCCAGACGUCCGUGCCUAUCUGGCUUUUACUACAGCCACCAAGUUUGCCAGUGCAUCCCCAACUAUAUGAAGCCCGAAUGGAAUUAG
Molecule: messenger RNA, 1218 nt
Organism: Nerophis lumbriciformis (worm pipefish)
Lineage: Eukaryota; Metazoa; Chordata; Actinopteri; Syngnathiformes; Syngnathidae
Source: RefSeq, a predicted model, not a curated record